Ostertagia ostertagi is the source of this 558-nucleotide messenger RNA. NCBI's taxonomy places the organism in Eukaryota, Metazoa, Nematoda, Chromadorea, Rhabditida, Trichostrongylidae. The record is from the annotation of a GenBank genome assembly.
AUGCUGGCCAUAGUUCUACUCGCAUUCUCUCCAUUGCUAUGCGCGGCACAGUGGAGCAGUGUCUACGAGAAUUUGGCCUUGGACGAUCUUGGAGCGCCCGGUUACACAUGUGACGGGGAACUGAUGAAGCCAAGUAAGAAGAUCCCCACCAAUGUGAAUUCAGUUCGACCAGCCGACAUCAAGGUGGUCAUGGCACUCGGAGACUCGCUUACUGCAGCUAAUGGAGCCGGAGCUGAGGACCCUCUGGGUGUGGUGCUGCAAUACAGAGGACUGGCCUUCCAAGCCGGUGGAGACAAAUCUCUUGACGAGCAUGCAACGAUUCCUAAUAUUCUCCGCAAAUACAAUCCCAAUCUUUUUGGAUACUCGAACGGAAUCGGAUCACCGAAUGUCUGGGAAGUUGCUAAGCUGAACGUAGCCAUGCCCGGUGCAGAAGCAAAGGACCUACCAGGUCAGGCUCAACAACUCGUCGGUCUGCUUCAAACCCAUCCAGAGGUAACUUUUUGGCCUCGCUUUGAGACUCACGUGCACAGUGUGCACAGAAGUGGGAACACAUCAUAA